Messenger RNA from Lacerta agilis (Sand lizard), 1391 nucleotides. It is a transcript of the gene FAAP20, whose product is annotated as FA core complex associated protein 20. Gene Ontology annotation, molecular function: ubiquitin binding. Lineage: Eukaryota; Metazoa; Chordata; Lepidosauria; Squamata; Lacertidae. The transcript has 4 exons. The record is from RefSeq and is a predicted model, not a curated record. Bases 16 to 1008 code for a protein of 330 amino acids.
GGAGGAGACAGAGCUAUGGCCGAGGAAGAGCGGGCUGAACACGGCGGCGGCAGCCGGGGAGGAAAGCUGAGCCUCAAGCGCAAGAGGCGGCAGCAGCACCAACAGCAGGAGGAAGAGGAGGAGGCGGAAGGACGUCCCUCUGCCAUUCCUCGCCGGGCACCUACAUUUUCCGGCAGCUCUUUCUGGUUUGAAGAGCAAGGCUUAAGCGGUGCUGAAAUCGCAUGGAUGACAUUACUCAAGUCUGUGGACCCACAUCUGCAUCGCUUGAGUUUAGAAAAAGUAGUCAACCUUCCCAAGUUUCUUACAAAGAGCUCACAAACUACAAAUCCUCAGCCAGCCCCAGAAACCUUUGACAUUGGAAUGAAACAGUUUCAGUGGACUCCAUUUCCACAUUACCACACAAAUAAUUCAAGAAGUAAAAAACCUCCUGAAAAUCAAACUCUUGGUUUUACAGAAAGAGGAUAUGAUGCAGAUGGGAGACUCAGUGUUAUUUCUCCUGCUCCCAAGCAAAACCCCAUUCCAGCCAAUAAAUAUACUGCUGAGGAAACAACAGUUGGACACAACAAUAAUCUUUCCCCUAAGCUGGAAGGUAGAGAAAUGACUGAAAUGUGUCUGCACUCAACCCAGCAGAAUUCACCAGGACAUUCAUCAACAGCUGCACAGAGCCAGCCAAGAGUAUUUGUAUUUGGAAAGCUUUGGAAAGGGGCUACAGCACAGAGUGAAGGAAAAGGCAGAAAGGAAAAUAAAAUACUAUCAAAUGAUGAUAAGCAAAGUACUUUGUUGUAUCAGCCUAACAAUGCCACAUCAGUGUUACCUGUGCAGGAAUCUCCUGCUGUUUGUUUGAGUGUCAGCAACCAAGAAAAUACAGAGGACCACAGGGAGGAAAUCUUAGCUCUCAGCCAGUGUCCCAUGUGCCAGAUCCACUUUACUGGAAAGUGGUCAAAACUGGACAUUGAUGGUCAUCUUGCUAAAUGUUUGGCUGAAAGUGAUGUAGAUGUAAUUUGGUAAUAAAGAAUAUAGCAGAGAACAGCCAAUGCUUAUUAGUAGUCAAUAAAUUUGCAGCAAUUUACCACAGAUCAAGAAAGCUAAAGGAGGAGGUAGUCAAGUGCUAUGUCAUAAUUCAUUAUGUAUAUCCUGCUAUUGGGUCAGUAUUGCAAAUGUCUGUGGGAACCUCAGUGAAGUCUGGAUGCACAUGACUUAUGUUUCUAGUAAAAGCAUUACUGAAGUAUAUGUUCUCUAUGGGACAUAUUAUGAACCAUGACCGUACAGAAUUUAAAAUCUAAUAACAAAAUUAUCUGCUUCAAGGUGCUUAGGGGAUGAGAUUUGUUGAAAAUUAAAUAGUCAUCCAGCCACAAAGUUUUCAAUAAAAAGAUAGCUAGCAGUUUUCCUCC